GCCGCCUCCCCGGGCGGGAUAGAAAUACGGGGCAGAUGGCCCGUUCAUAUUGAGAUCCGUCGAAGAUCAAUUUUCUACAAAGAUCCCGAAGAUGCCCUUGAAAAUCUCGUCGUCCCAGCUUGACGUGUUUUCCGACCGUGCGUCAGGCUGUGAAGCGUCCUGUUUUCCCUUUUCACAAAUUAUACUAUGAGGCACCUCGGCGUUUCGAGUAUUGCUCGUCGUUGUGCAACUCAGCGGAGCAAUGGCUUUUCCCAAUUCUGGCAAAGUCUUCGAGGAUGGAAGCAGGGCGGUGUACUGACCAGAUGAGGUUUAUCGCACAAAUGGACGGGUUCGCCUUGUUCGUGAAACGCGACGGCAGCGCGUUGCGACCGCGGGUUGCGCGUCUGGCGAACGCGCAACCCCCCCGGGGCGGGAAGACGACGACGGUCUCCGGUGCGCGGGGCGGGAAGACGGCCGGCGGUUCUCGGUGGGUGGUGUGGGUGUGGGUUCGGUUCGACGGUGGGUUCGGUAGACGACGGUGUUAUCUUGUGUGGCGCGGUGUUCUCGCUCGGUGGCGGCAGGUAGCACCAGCCCAGCAACAUGCAAAAACUGCACCGGGUAGCAGGAUACGAAUAUGCAAAAGCAUCGCGCUAGUAGUAAUUGCAUUUGCAACAAGUAUGCCUUACCAUGACAAAUGGAGUGCGAAUGUGUAGUGAUGCACGAUUGCAAUUGCUACGGGCACGAUACUUUUGCACAGGAUACAGCAACGCUGCAGCAACACACCCAGCACCAGCAGCAGCAACAGGCCGACUGAAGAAAAUCUUAGCUCGUAGGCGGAGUUUUACUCGCCCACUCUCAGCUUCCCCCAGAUGAACUGCAAUGAUAGCGACCCUUUACACUGCUGACACAUGAAAAACUUUCCCAGUUUUGAAUUGCAAGAAAUGAAGCCAGCUAUGGCUUUUCGGUCGUGUUUUGCAAUCAAUUUCAUAUAAAAAUAAACGUGAUGAGAUUCUCAAUCAGCAUGCUCUGAUGAAGAUUGGCGAGCACUUCGGGGUAGAUUUGCACCACAAUUCGAUUUGUCUACGCUUCAAACCGCGAGUUAACCGUCCGGCCGGCCGGGCGGACGGCUAACUCGCGGGUGCGAGUUAACGGGUCAUUUGUUACCUCACUCUUAUAUUUUUUCGCUUUAUCCCAGUCGCGAAGGGCAGUGAGACGAGGUAAAUUGUGACCGGCAUGGCGAUAUUUUUACGGCGCGACUGAAUAAAUUUCAACGCCUUUUUACGACACGAAGCUUUUGAAAGUUGUGCCUAGGCGCGACGAAGUGCUAUGCUGAGGUGCAACCAGAACCACAAAUGCUAUUUAACUAGAACUCCUAGUACUAAUUAGAACUCCUAGUACUACUAGGCGGGAACGUAGGGCGGAUUGAAUGGCGCAUCCAAUCUAUUACAAAAAUAAAUGGUUUUAACGAACUUGCAAAACCCAAGAAGACCACGUUGCAAAUAAUGCUUCGUUAUGGGAACUACCUUAUUACAGUACGUACGGACAUCUAAGUGUAAGUCGAAAUCGAAAAAUAAAAUUUGUACAUGUAUGAUUUUUUUUACCCCCAUGAAUGAUGUAUGAUUUUUUACCCCCAUGAUUUACUUAUAUUUUCUGCGGAAUUUCAUUUUCCGAUACAAUAGUCGUAGUCCAGUAAUGUACCUUGGGCGACUGUGUUAGUGUUUGGAAAAUGUUACUAGGCUUAGGUGGAAGAUAAUGAAAAGCCAGCUGCACAAAGUGGAAUACAACUACACCUGCACGCCGGAAAAUCGGCUAUGCACACCAGCACCAAGCCUCUUCCCCGCCUCUGUCUUUUAUUGUCAGAAUAUGCUGCAAGAAAACAUGCAGCACACUGCAGCAAGCAUCUUCACCCAGGAGGACACGACGAGAAGGAAAACACAGUAGCCGAAAUAAGGCUUGCGCGCGCGUUCGGAUGUCAAGUGGUGUGAGGCAACAAGCAUGACACGCGACCUCUCCGGUUGCCAGUGACACGGCCUCCUAUUGAGUGUUAGUUAGUAUUUCAUUCAAAAUCAAAGCGCGAAGCAAGCGAUCGCGAAACUGCUCGCCAUUCAGAGAAAAGUUUUUAGGAAGAGGCCGGGGGUGAUUCGGAUGUCUCAUCAUGCUCAUGAAACGAUCAUGAUUAGGCGAGAGAGCUGGAAUCUUGACUGCAAAGGAUUUUUUUUGGCCUUGAACCUUUGAUGCCGUGCUCGGGCGCGGAAAAAAAGAAACACACGAUCAUGAUCAAUAUAAAACUUGUUCGCACAAAGACGACACAGAUGAUCUAGAAAAUCAGCAGAAAAACGAAUUGAUCCUUUCACAAGCAGUGCCGAAGAUUUUUUUCCUCCUCGGUACCGCUAUGGCGGGAGUGCGCAGCCAGAGCGCUGGCGUAGUUGUUGUACCAGCGUGAUUGAUUUCAGAAAUCGCGGAAGAAGACGUACUUCAUUUCAUGAUGGGCACCACAGCU
This is a messenger RNA of Amoebophrya sp. A120, 2479 nucleotides long. The record is from the annotation of a GenBank genome assembly. Lineage: Eukaryota; Dinophyceae; Syndiniales; Amoebophryaceae.